Messenger RNA from Pocillopora verrucosa, 1516 nucleotides. RefSeq names its product QRFP-like peptide receptor. Gene Ontology annotation, molecular function: G protein-coupled receptor activity; peptide binding. Gene Ontology annotation, cellular component: plasma membrane. Gene Ontology annotation, biological process: cellular response to hormone stimulus; G protein-coupled receptor signaling pathway. Lineage: Eukaryota; Metazoa; Cnidaria; Anthozoa; Scleractinia; Pocilloporidae. The record is from RefSeq and is a predicted model, not a curated record.
CUGAACUCGAUUGUGGUCGACAGGUUUUGUGUGAUUCUAGAAUAUUCUUCGUCAAGGCCUCUCAGUCUACUUAAACUAUGACGACAAGUGACGACUUUCCUAUAGCCAUUUUGGUGUCAUUCUCGGUAUUUUACAGUACGUGUUUCAUGCUAUCGACCAUUGGCAAUACUUGGGUGUUGUUACGCUGCUACAAGAAUUUGAAACAAAGAUACUAUCCAUUCAUGUUGCUGUUGACAAAUUUAGCAUCGGCAGAUCUUCUCUUUACUUUCCUAACGAUUUUUAAUGGUAUCGGAUUCUUGGAACAGUGGAUCGGUGGGAACAUUACCUGCAAACUCCAAGGAUUCUUGCUCGAGGCGAGCUACACAACUUCAGUAACUACACUUGUGGCCAUAAGCCACCAAAGACUUCGGGCUCUUGUCGACCCAUUCAGCGUUCGAAUCAGCAGUUGGAGCAACAGUCAACGCAUAAAACUCAUUUUAAUGUGGACUUCUAGCUUGCUUGUAUGCUCUCCUUUGGUAUAUAUCUAUCGCGUUAAAACAAAUGAAAACGGCGACGUUGUUUGUGUUACGACGACGAGGGGAAAUAGAAUUCCGCAAAUUUUUUAUAGUGUUCACACAACAAUAUUCUUUGUUAUACCGAUGUUGUAUAUGAUAAUUAUACAGAGCCGCAUUUAUCGUUCUCUGCGAGUUGUGCCUAUAAUCAGAAACUCCUCGUGUUUUAUUUUGCAAUUAAAUAAACGCCACAGGAAGGCUGCCAAGACACUUGCUGCUCUUAGUACAGCGUUUGUGAUAUGUUGGUCCCCGUUCAUGGUCAUACGAACGCUGCUUCAAUUCCACUUGGCGUCCCCUGGUUUAGUUUGGAGGAUGUCUCAGCUUUUAAUCUUUUUCAAUGCUGGGUUAGAUCCUCUGUUGUAUGGUUAUUAUGGAGGAAAUAUGAAGUCUUCCCUGAGGAGAAUUCUAUGUCGCUAAUAGUACUUAUGGCGCAUGUCUAUACCAUUUGAUAAAAAGGUCAAUUUUCAUCGACGCAUUCCCUUCAUUUCCCUUGUGGCAGGCAACUGAUAUGUUCCGAGUUCCUGGCCAACAUGCCCUCGAGUCAUGACCAAAUAUUUCGAUCAGGUCAUACAUUAGAUAUAUUCCAGAAUGUUUGUAGCCAAUGUAAAGUUAGGAGCACCGAGAAGAAAGAGGCCGGAACUGUCUGAUUAAAACUUUCACUGGGAGGAGGUUUUUAAUUUGCAUCAAUUGGUAAAGAUUAAAUGAUUUUCUGGAGAAACUGUGACACCAUCGUAUUUUCCACCGUAGAUGUCAUUUUAGGAGCCUGUUCCAGGCUGUAACUCACCACUGUAGAAGCAGGAGAAAUAGCAGGGGAGACAAAGGAGGUUUGCAGUUGUCACUGAAAUGGCCCCUAUUUCCUCGUUUCCUCGAAGCAAGAACCAGGACACAGCAACUGACAGUUUGAUCCAUCUUUCUCGGAAAAAAGCUGGUGUAAAAUGAUUUGCACCCUUAGCCAGCAACCUGCA